AUGUUCGGAAGCGUCGGCUCAACAUGGGGGAACACGCAGCAAAAUCAGCAGCAACAGCAGCCUAGUGCCUUCGGCCAGCCCAGUGCCUUCGGUGCCACGAACACGGGCAGUGCCUUUGGAUCCACUAGUGCUUUCGGUCAACCGCAACAGCAGCAACCCCAGGCGAACCCCAUGUUUGGAAAUCUUUCAACUCCUGCGUCAAAUACUGGAACGUCUGGCUUUGGUGCAUUUGGCUCGACCGCCAAUAACACUACGAGUGCUUUCGGUGCGAAGCCAACCACUGGCUUCGGCGCGUUUGGAGGAGGAGGGACCAGUGCCUUCGGGAGUACCGGAACUGGAACAAGCGCGUUUGGUCAGCCUGCAGCAACGAAUACGUCGACGACCGGUACCGGCUUGUUUGGUCAGCCUGCAGCCACGACUGGGACGAGCACCUUUGGGAGCGGCGGUGGAUUGUUUGGUGCGAACAAGACUCCUUCGGUGUUUGGAGGCACUGGCGCGGCCCCACCUGUAGUAAACUCAGGAACCGCAAAUCCACCAUAUGCACCUCAUACCAACAAAGAGGAAGGAGGAACAUUCCAUUAUCAGUCUAUCUCCUGUAUCCCUGCCUAUGCAGGCUAUUCCUUCGAGGAACUUCGUGCCCAAGAUUACGCUCAGGGCCGGAAAACCGCCAGCACCACUGGUAGUGCAUUUGGCGGAACCUCAGCCUUCGGCGCAACUCAACCUGCCACGACAGGUACAGGCCUUUUCGGAUCCGCGCAGCCUCAAAAUACCACAUCAGCCUUCGGCUCGACCAACACCACUGCACCUACCACAGGAUUCGGUGCAUUUGGCUCGACAACCACACCGGCAACAACGCAGCCUAGCGGAGGGCUCUUUGGAGGUGGCUCUGCCCUUGGUUCCGCCAAUACUCAGCAACAAACUGCUCAAACAACUGGUUUUGGCGCCUUUGGCCAGCCCCAGCAGCAACAACCUCAGCAAUCGACAGGUUUAUUUGGAAGUGGAACGUCUGCGUUUGGCAACACCGCCAAUAAGACAGGUUUUGGGGCAUUCGGUUCAACCAACACCACAACAGCACCUUCAACCGGUGCAUUUGGCAGCGGGAGCGCGUUUGGCACCACGAACACACAACAGCCUGCUCAAACUGGAGGACUAUUCGGAAAUACCCAACAGCAGCAGCAACCGGCCACGGGCUCGACCGCUAACAAGCCUCUCUUCGGAUCUACCACUACCACGACGCAGCCUGCUACGACAGGCUUUGGUGGCUUCGGAACCAACACUCAGCAGCAACAGCAGCCCGCUCAACAAGGCACCGGCCUCUUUGGUGGUGGUACUACAGGUGGCUUGUUCGGAAACACGCAACAACAGCAGCAGCAGCCUGCCCAGACAACCGCUCCUACGACAGGAUUGUUCGGUAACACACAAACCCAAAACACCGGGGUUGGAUUGUUCGGUGGUGGAACUACGACUGGCACGACCGGCGGACUCUUUGGCAAUACUCAAAACCAACAGCAAAACCAACAGCAGACCGGUGGACUUUUUGGCGCCAAACCAGCUACUACUACCGGUACCGGUGGAUUAUUUGGAAGUACCUUUGGACAGCCAGCAAACAACAAUGCGACGCAGCCUGCGACGGGAGGAGGGUUGUUUGGAAAUAGCACUCUUGGGCAGCCUGCUCAACAACAGACUGGGUUCGGCGGAGGUUUGUUUGGGAAACCAGCGGCACCUUUGGGGACCACACCUUCCACCGGAGGGGGGUUGUUCGGCAGCACCGCGACCAACGCUGCGGCGUCGACUGCAGCACCGGCCCAAGGCACUCUCACUGCUUCCAUCGCCCAACCAAUCGGCUCGAACUUGCCGAUCUUCAACAUGCUUCCUCCUGGUCCCCGGCUGGUCGACUUGGACCAAUCUCAACCGAAGAAAAAGCCGCCGUUCUUCGUAGACGUACCUACGCGAUCGCCUAUACCCCGUGUCUCUCAGAGUUUCGCACCUGCGAGCUCCAAACUCCGUGGCUUUGGAUCGUCUAUCGCGGGCCAGAGCACCUCGGGCAAUCCAUUCGCCAACACUAAUGGGGUUUCUUUCCUCAAUGGCAAGCCCGGUGCCCUUGCCAUUACUGAUGGACGAUCGACAUCUGUCGGUCCCGACUCUUUCCUAGGACGCAGCGGUAGCCCCGCCUUGGGAAGCGGUUCGCGACAGAGCGUCAAGAAGGUUAUCCUUGACAAAAAGGUGGAACCUUCACAGUUGUUCGUCAAGUCAGGUAGCCCAGGCAUCCCCGGUGGGAAGAUCGUUUUCAGUCCUGCUCUGAGCAUCGCGGCCCGAGAAAAGGAAGCCGCUGCUGCAAAGGCAGCUGCAGCCGCGACGGCUUCGCCUACCCCCUCGAGAACGCAACCACGCAGUCCCAAACGAUUCACUGCCAAUAGCACCAAGAACAUCACCGGAGACGCCUCGACGUUGGAGGAAGGGGAUUACUAUGUGAAACCCGAUCUGACUUCGUUGAAGAAACUCGGCUACGACCAACUCUCGUCGUUCGAGGGUCUCGUGGUUGGACGAGUUGGAUAUGGAGAGAUCGAAUUCCUGGAGCCGGUUGACCUUACUGGUCUUCCCAAACUGAGUGCUCUCUUAGGCGAUGUGAUUCACUUUGAUGAAAAGGAAUGCAGCGUCUACCCGGAUAGCGACGAUGCGGAUAAACCUCCACCAGGAUCCGGAUUGAACGUCAAGGCUCGGUUGACUUUGGAGAAGUGUUGGGCUGUGGACAAGGCCACCCGGGAGCCCAUCAAGGAUCCAAAUCACCCAAGUGUGGUCAAGCACUUGAAGAGGCUGAAGAACAUGAAGGAGACGCACUUUGAAGGUUUCGAUAUGAAUACCGGGAAAUGGACGUUCUCCGUUGACCAUUUCUAA
Molecule: messenger RNA, 2895 nt
Organism: Coprinopsis cinerea okayama7#130
Lineage: Eukaryota; Fungi; Basidiomycota; Agaricomycetes; Agaricales; Psathyrellaceae
Product: nucleoporin autopeptidase
Exons: 8
Coding region: 1-2895 (964 amino acids)
Biological process (GO): protein import into nucleus; post-transcriptional tethering of RNA polymerase II gene DNA at nuclear periphery; RNA export from nucleus
Cellular component (GO): nuclear pore cytoplasmic filaments; nuclear pore
Molecular function (GO): structural constituent of nuclear pore
Source: RefSeq, a predicted model, not a curated record